AUGAUGAAGCGAAAGGUACCCAGCGACAAGCAGCCUUUCCUGCCAGUUUGGAGACGGCGGACAGGCGGACAGACUAUGCAGGGCCUCCACUUUGAGCAACGGUAUGCCAAAGGUGCCAAUCUCGGUAAUGAAGAGUGGCCGCCUGGGAGGGUGCGAUUGGCUGUGCAGGCUGCGCAGGCUGCACAAGUCUGCUCUGGCGCGCGUGAAGGCGUCAAGGUCGCGGUUCAGCGCCACUUGCUGCACGCUUGCUGGACGCUGGACGCUGCGCAGCGCUUGAGCCUCUCUCGACCCACGCCGGACGGGGAUGCGGAAGCCGACGUUGGCCUGAGUCGAUGGCAGAUGCACCGCUUGUACGACCAGGCCGGCGGGACCGUGUGCUAA
Molecule: messenger RNA, 381 nt
Organism: Ascochyta rabiei
Lineage: Eukaryota; Fungi; Ascomycota; Dothideomycetes; Pleosporales; Didymellaceae
Exons: 1
Coding region: 1-381 (126 amino acids)
Source: RefSeq, a predicted model, not a curated record